Bipolaris maydis ATCC 48331 is the source of this 1036-nucleotide messenger RNA. RefSeq lists its product as uncharacterized. Lineage: Eukaryota; Fungi; Ascomycota; Dothideomycetes; Pleosporales; Pleosporaceae. Gene Ontology annotation, cellular component: membrane. The record is from RefSeq and is a predicted model, not a curated record.
AUGGCUAUUGGUCACCGAAUAACAGCGCCCUACUCCGGCCACUUCGACCCCACGCGAUUUGUUACGUCCUGGGCCCUGCCUCCCAGCCUUCUGUUUGGCUACCGCGUACUCCUGGCCCUGUAUGCAUUUACGACCUUGUUUACCAUCUUUGGCUGGAACGCUACGCACGCCAGAUCUGAGGAAUCCCGGCAAUCCUUUUCCUAUUUUACCGUCUUGACGUAUUGGGGUCUUGCUUUCUAUUAUGCCUUCUCUGCAGUGCACACGGCCAGCUAUUGGCUCACGGGCACGUCGUUCCUGGCGCGUUGGCCCAAGCCGCUGCAGGUCGCCCACAGCAUGUUCUACUCCACCAUUGUCGUCUAUCCAUGGAUCGUAACCAUUGUUUUCUGGACUCUCCUUGCGGCUGAUUUCCCCACCACGUUCUCCAUCUGGUCCAACACGUCACAGCACGCUCUCAAUUCGCUCUACGCAUUUUGCGAAAUCCUCUUCCCCAGUACCACUAGAUUGCCCUGGCUGGACCUAGUGCCCGUUAUCCUCCUCUUGGCUUGUUACCUUGGCCUGGCCUACCUUACCCACGCCACUCAAGGCUUUUACGUAUACCCCUUUCUUAACCUCCAGAAGAACUCCUCAGGUGUUGUUGCUGGCUACAUCGUGGGCAUUCUUGUGGCGGCUAUCAUCGUUUUCGUCAUUGUGCGGUAUCUUAUCGCCCUACGCCUCUGGGUCACUGAGACAAAGCUUGGAAUGAGAGGCAAGGUCUCCCCACGCGCCACAACCAGAGCGGCAAAUGGAGACAUCCCACUCUACGACACUGUUGCAAAAUAAGUCGUUUCCGCGGGUUCGCAUCACGCCAUUCUCCGCUUUGCAUUCACACGUUCUUGUUCUUUACUGCCCCUAAUAUGUCCUGUACGAUAAAUCACGAAACCCUUUACUGACUCUGUUUCCCAGCUGAGUUUCAUAGUCACUUGGAUUUCUAUCACCGAAUACCAUUAAUUCCAAGUCAAUACACUGAUUUCAUUGCCAAGCAAUUGAACGCCUCUGC